AUGACAGGAUCGACUCUGAACAAUAGGGCUCCAACUGGAACGCUUGGCGAAAGUGGCAUCGUGGAGCCCAGACAAGAUGUUAGCGCUGAGAACUGUGCGCCCGCGUUCUCCCAGGCAGACGACAGCGAUGCCGAAAGCGAGAAGAACUCCGAAAGGCCGAAAUCGAGGGAAGGUGCCACCAAGGAUAUCGAUACCGUCGUAACAGCAGCCGAGCAGCCUCAGCAGCAAACCCAUGAUCCAGAAAAGAACGACAGAAACACCAAACCCCAGGAAUAUCACAACCCAGUCACCAAGAAACAAAAAUGGCAAUCCCACCUCCUCACCUUCCUCAACGACCAAUGGUUCCUCCUCACAAUGGGCCUCCUCAUCAUCCUCGCCUCCCAAACCCAAGUCCCCCAAUCCCAGCAACCCCUCAAAUCCCGCAUAAUAUCCUACCUCUGCGUCUGCAUUAUCUUUUUCGCCACAGGUUGUACCCUCGACACCAGCAUCUUAAUCCGAAAUUACGCGCGCUGGAAAGCGCAUCUUUGGGUUCAGGGACAGUGUUUUUUGCUUUGUUCGGGGAUUAUGUUUGGGGUUGUGAGUGCGACGGCUUUGAAUCGGACGUUUAUGGAUGAGGGGUUGUUGGUCGGGUUGGUUUUUAUGAGUUGUAUUCCUACGACGUUGGCGACGAAUGUGGUUAUGACGGGGUUGGCGGGCGGGAAUCAGGAAUUGGCGGUUGUGCAGGUUACGUUGGGGAAUUUUAUUGGCGUCUUCAUCACUCCAGCUUUGGUCAUAAUGUAUACCUCAGUUCCCACAUGGUACAACGCCGUCCUCCCAUCUAGCAACGCCGCCCUGUUCACAGAAGUCUACCGCCGCGUCCUCAAACAAGUCGGAGUCUCCAUCUAUAUCCCUCUCUUCGCCGGCCAAAUCGCACGCUACUUCUUCCCCAACCUCUGCCAAAAAAUCUUCAAACAAAACCCCAUCAUGAAACGAAUCUCCAGCUUGGCAAUGCUGGUAAUCAUCUGGUCCACUUACGAUCAAGCUUUCGCAUCUGGAGCAUUCGAUACUGUGAAAGCUUCGAAUAAGAUAUUCCUCGUCUUCAUCCUCCUCGCAAUCUGGUUAGUGUAUCUCGGAAUCUCUGUCACAGCGAGUUUACCAUUGUUUGAGAAAAAGGAUAUUGCGGCGAUUGCGUAUUGUGUUACGGGAAAGGGGCCUGCGACGGGGAUUCCGCUGAGUAUUUCGAUUUUUGAGGGGUUGGAUUUGGUUUUGGAGAGUAAAUUGCAGAUUCCGGUUGUGAUUUAUCAGAGUUUGAGUAUUGGCUUUGGGACGAUGAUUAUUCCGGUUUUGAGGAGGUGGAUUGCGAGGGAUGAGAGAAUGUCGACAGGGAAAGUAUGA
Molecule: messenger RNA, 1374 nt
Organism: Cercospora beticola
Lineage: Eukaryota; Fungi; Ascomycota; Dothideomycetes; Mycosphaerellales; Mycosphaerellaceae
Gene: RCH1
Product: Rch1p
Cellular component (GO): plasma membrane
Source: RefSeq, a predicted model, not a curated record